This is a messenger RNA of Sciurus carolinensis (gray squirrel), 951 nucleotides long. Its product is annotated as olfactory receptor 7E24-like. Gene Ontology annotation, cellular component: membrane. Lineage: Eukaryota; Metazoa; Chordata; Mammalia; Rodentia; Sciuridae. Gene Ontology annotation, molecular function: olfactory receptor activity; G protein-coupled receptor activity. Gene Ontology annotation, biological process: G protein-coupled receptor signaling pathway. The coding region runs from base 121 to 951 and encodes 276 amino acids. The record is from RefSeq and is a predicted model, not a curated record. The transcript has a single exon.
UCCCAAAGGUGUCCAGGUAAUAUAGAAGGACCAAAUCUAACACGUGUCUCAGAAUUCCAUCUCAUUGGACUUUCAGAGGAUCCAGACCUGCAACCUGUCCUCUUUGGACUGUUCCUGUCCAUGUACCUGAUCACAGUGCUUGGGAACCUGCUCAUCAUCCUGGCUGUCAGCUCUGACUCCCACCUCCACACCCCCAUGUACUUCUUCCUCUCCAACCUCUCCUUCACUGACAUCUGUUUUAUCUCCACUACAGUCCCAAAGAUGAUCAUGGACAUCCAGACUCAGAGCACAGUCAUCUCGUACGUGGGCUGCCUGACACAGAUGUCUCUGUUUGCCAUGUUGGUCUGUAUGGAUGACAUGCUUCUGACUGUCAUGGCCUAUGAUCGGUUUGUGGCCAUCUGUCACCCCCUGCUAUACCCAGUCAUUAUGAACCCUCGUCUCUGUGGCUUCUUAGUUUUGAUGUCUUUAUUAUUUAGCCUUUUCAACUCUCUGCUACACAAUUUGAUUAUACUACAAUUUACCUACUUCAAGGAUGUGGAAAUCGCUAACUUCUUCUGUGACCCUUCUCAACUCCUCAAUCUUGCCUGUUCUGAUACCUUUACCAAUAACAUAGUCAUUUAUGUUAUAGGUGGCAUAUUUGGCUUUCUUCCCAUCUCAGGGAUCCUUUUCUCUUACUAUAAAAUUGUUUCCUCAAUUCUGAGGAUCCCAUCCUCAAAGGGGAAGUACAAAGCCUUCUCCACCUGUGGGUCUCACCUCUCUGUUGUUUGCUUAUUUUAUGGGACAGGCAUUGUAGAGUACCUUGGCACAGCUGUAUCGCAUGCUCCCAGAAAGGGUGCAUUGGCCUCAGUGAUGUACACUGUGGUCAGUCCUAUGCUGAACCCCUUCAUCUACAGCCUGAGGAACAGGGACAUUAAAAGCUCCCUGUGGAGGUUGUACAGCAAGACAGUCUAA